Molecule: messenger RNA, 2381 nt
Organism: Sphaerodactylus townsendi
Lineage: Eukaryota; Metazoa; Chordata; Lepidosauria; Squamata; Sphaerodactylidae
Product: integrator complex subunit 4
Exons: 18
Coding region: 141-2381 (746 amino acids)
Biological process (GO): snRNA processing
Cellular component (GO): integrator complex
Source: RefSeq, a predicted model, not a curated record
CGUAAGAAACCCUAUCUCUUGGGCACACACUCGAGAAGGAACGGCGGCGGCGGCGGCGGCGGCUGUGGGAGCUACGGUGGCCGCGAGGGCCCAAAAGAGUUUGCAAAACGGAUCCCCGGGAGCUGUCGGGUCCGUCUAACAUGGCGGCGCACCUGAAGAAGAGAGUCUAUGAAGAAUUCUCCAAAGUGGUUGUCCAGCAACAGCAUCAUGAAGAAAUCACGGCAAAGAAGCUCCGGCUGACCAAGCCCAGCAAGUCUGCCUCCCUCCACCUGGAUCUGUGCAAGGCCACGUUGCCCGCUGAUGCGCUGCAGUACCUGCUACAGUUUGCCCGGAAGCCGGUUGAGGCUGAAAGCGCGGAAGGCGUGGCCCGCAUCUUGCUGGAGCAUUUUUAUAAGGAGAACGACCCCUCCGUCAGGCUGAAGGUGGCCUCCUUGCUGGGCUUGCUCUCCAAGACUCCUGGGUUUUCUCCCGACUGCAUCCUGGACGACGCCGUUAACACCCUUCAGAAUGAGAAGUCCCACCAAGUCCUGGCUCAGCUGCUGGAUACUCUGCUGUUGAUCGGGACGAAGCUCCAGGAGAGUCUGGUGGUGCGGUCGCGCCUGGUUGACGUUGCCUGCAAGCAUCUGACCGAUUCCUCCCACGGAGUGCGGAUCAAAUGCCUCCUGCUGCUCGGCUGCCUCGGGACCGUGGAAAAAGGCGCCUCAAAAGAAGGAGAAGCCCAGCCUGCCAAAGAUGUCCAGAAGAUCAUAGGAGAUCACUUCAGCGACCAGGAUCCUCGAGUCAGGACCGCUGCCAUCAAAGCAAUGCUCCAGCUGCACGAAAGGGGGUUGAAGCUGCAACAGGCGAUUUAUAGCCAGGCCUGUAAACUCUUGACAGAUGAUUAUGAACAGGUCCGGAGUGCUGCGGUGCAGCUUACUUGGGUCCUCAGUCAGCUUUAUCCGGAAAGCAUCGUCCCGAUCCCCUCAUCCAAUGAAGAAAUCCGCCUGGUGGAUGAUGCAUUCGGGAAGAUUUGCCACAUGGUCAGCGACGGCUCGUGGGUGGUGAGAGUGCAGGCCGCUAAACUGUUGGGAUCCAUGCAGCAAGUCAGUUCUCACUUCUUAGAUCAGACCCUGGACAAGAAGCUGAUGUCUGACCUCAGGAGGAAGCGCACAGCCCACGAGCGAGCCAAGGAGCUUUACAGCUCAGGGGAGUUCUCAAGCGGCAGGAAAUGGGGGGACGACGCACCCAAAGAGGAAGUGGACACCGGGGCAGUGAACUUAAUAGAGUCGGGCGCGUGCGGAGCCUUCGUCCACGGCCUGGAAGACGAGAUGUACGAGGUCCGGAUCGCAGCGGUGGAAGCCCUCUGCAUGCUGGCCCAGUCCUCGCCCUCUUUUGCGGAGAAGUGUCUCGACUUCCUGGUCGACAUGUUCAACGACGAGAUCGAAGAGGUGCGGCUGCAGUCGAUUCACACCAUGAGGAAGAUUUCCAACAACAUCACUCUCCGGGAGGACCAGCUGGACACCGUGUUGGGGGUCCUGGAGGAUUCUUCCCGAGAUAUUCGGGAGGCUCUCCACGAGCUGCUGUGCUGCACCAACGUCUCGACAAAAGAAGGAAUCCACCUCGCCCUGGUGGAGCUCCUGAAAAACCUCACAAAGUAUCCCACCGACCGGGAUUCCAUCUGGAAGUGCUUAAAGUUCCUGGGGGGCAGGCACCCCACACUGGUGCUCCCGCUUGUUCCUGAACUGUUGGGCACCCACCCUUUCUUUGAUACCCCGGAACCUGAUAUGGAUGACCCAGCUUAUAUUGCAGUCUUGGUUCUCAUUUUCAACGCUGCCAAGUCGUGCCCGACUAUGCCGGCCCUCUUCUCGGACCACACCUUCCGGCACUACGCUUACCUUCGGGACAGUCUCUCUCACCUUGUACCUCCCUUGAGAUUGCCUGGGAAGAAACUGCUGUCCUCGCCCCGUUUGGCCACUUCUGCCCUCCAGGAAGAUCCUUCGCAGGAAUUCCUGCAGCAGAGUCUGGAGAGAGUUUUCAGCCUCCAGCAUUUGGACCCUCAAGGCACGCAGGAGCUGUUGGAGUUAACCAUUCGGGACCUUCAGAGGUUUGGAGAACUCCAGUCCGAACUGGCCGGGAUGGCGGACUUCUCUGCGGCUUACCUCCGGUGUCAGCUCCUGCUCAUCAAGGCGCUGCAGGAGAAGCUGUGGAACGUGGCCGCCCCGCUGUACCUCAAGCAGAACGCUCUGGCAUCUGCCGCAGCAAAACAGAUCAUGGAAGAGACGUACAAAAUGGAGUUCAUGUACAGCGGUGUCGAACACGCCCAGGUGGUCAUCAUUCACCAAAUGAGACUGCAGGCGAAAGCGUUGCAGCUGAUUGUGACAGCCCGGACUUCAAGAGGGUAA